AUGGGCAAGAUCGAGAACAACGAGAGGGUGAUCCUCAAUGUCGGGGGCACCCGGCACGAAACCUACCGCAGCACCCUCAAGACCCUGCCUGGGACGCGCCUGGCCCUUCUCGCCGCUUCGGAGCCCCAGGGCGACUGCCUGACGGCGGCGGGCGACAAGCUGCAGCCGUCGCCCCCUUCGCUCUCGCCGCCGCCGCGACCGCCCCCACUGUCCCCCGGGCCGGGCGGCUGCUUUGAGGGCGGCGCGGGCAACUGCAGUCCCCGAGGCGGCGGCGACCACCCCGGGGGCGGCCGCGAGUUCUUCUUCGACCGGCACCCGGGCGUCUUCGCUUAUGUGCUCAACUACUACCGCACCGGCAAGCUGCACUGCCCCGCCGACGUGUGCGGGCCGCUCUUCGAGGAGGAGCUGGCCUUCUGGGGCAUCGACGAGACGGACGUGGAGCCCUGCUGCUGGAUGACCUACCGGCAGCACCGCGACGCCGAGGAGGCGCUCGACAUCUUCGAGACCCCCGACCUCAUCGGCGGCGACCCCGGCGACGACGACGACCUGGCGGCCAAGAGGUUGGGCAUCGAGGACGCCGCGGGCCUGGGGGGCCCCGACGGCAAGUCUGGCCGCUGGAAGAGGCUGCAGCCCCGCAUGUGGGCCCUCUUCGAGGACCCCUACUCGUCCAGAGCCGCCAGGUUUAUUGCUUUUGCUUCUUUAUUCUUCAUCCUGGUUUCAAUCACAACCUUUUGCCUGGAAACACAUGAAGCUUUCAAUAUUGUUAAAAACAAGACAGAGCCAGUCAUCAAUGGCACAAGUGUUGUUCUGCAAUAUGAAAUCGAAACGGAUCCUGCCUUGACGUAUGUAGAAGGAGUGUGUGUGGUGUGGUUUACUUUUGAAUUUUUAGUCCGUAUCAUUUUUUCCCCUAAUAAACUUGAAUUCAUCAAAAAUCUCUUGAAUAUCAUUGACUUUGUGGCCAUCCUACCCUUCUACUUAGAGGUGGGACUCAGUGGGCUGUCAUCCAAAGCUGCUAAAGAUGUACUUGGCUUCCUCAGGGUGGUAAGAUUUGUGAGGAUCCUGAGAAUCUUCAAGCUCACCCGCCAUUUUGUAGGUCUGAGGGUGCUUGGACACACUCUUCGAGCUAGUACUAAUGAAUUUUUGCUGCUGAUAAUCUUCCUGGCUCUAGGAGUUUUGAUAUUUGCUACCAUGAUCUACUAUGCCGAGAGAGUAGGAGCUCAACCUAACGACCCUUCAGCUAGUGAGCACACGCAGUUUAAAAACAUUCCAAUUGGCUUCUGGUGGGCUGUAGUGACCAUGACUACCUUGGGCUAUGGGGAUAUGUACCCCCAAACAUGGUCAGGGAUGCUGGUGGGAGCCCUGUGUGCUCUGGCUGGAGUGCUCACAAUAGCCAUGCCAGUGCCUGUCAUUGUCAACAACUUUGGAAUGUACUACUCCUUGGCAAUGGCGAAGCAGAAACUUCCAAGAAAAAGAAAGAAGCACAUCCCUCCUGCCCCUCAGGCAAGCUCACCUACUUUUUGCAAGACAGAAUUAAAUAUGGCCUGCAACAGCACACAGGGUGACACGUGUCUGGGCAAAGACAAUCGGCUUCUGGAACAUAACAGAUCGGUGUUAUCAGGUGACGACAGUACAGGAAGUGAGCCGCCAUUAUCACCCCCAGAAAGGCUCCCCAUCAGACGCUCUAGUACCAGAGACAAAAACAGAAGAGGGGAAACAUGUUUCCUACUGACGACAGGUGAUUACACGUGUGCUUCUGAUGGAGGGAUCAGGAAAGUGUUGUACAGAAUCUGUCAUGGAUUUCUGACUGCUGAAAAAGGGACAAUGGGAUUUAGCCACACCAAGGACUGUGCCGGAAACAGACUUCUGCUGCUGAAUGUGCCCUGAUGCGACCAGGUAGCACUUGGAAGAGGUCCCUGCGUUUUUGCGAGGCAUUUAAAGCUAGAAAAGAACUGUGGCUGGAACUCAU
Messenger RNA from Neomonachus schauinslandi (Hawaiian monk seal), 1966 nucleotides. It is a transcript of the gene KCNC2, whose product is annotated as potassium voltage-gated channel subfamily C member 2. Gene Ontology annotation, biological process: protein homooligomerization; potassium ion transmembrane transport. The coding region runs from base 1 to 1884 and encodes 627 amino acids. NCBI's taxonomy places the organism in Eukaryota, Metazoa, Chordata, Mammalia, Carnivora, Phocidae. Gene Ontology annotation, molecular function: protein binding; delayed rectifier potassium channel activity. The transcript has 4 exons. The record is from RefSeq and is a predicted model, not a curated record. Gene Ontology annotation, cellular component: neuronal cell body membrane; voltage-gated potassium channel complex; dendrite membrane.